This is a messenger RNA of Biomphalaria glabrata, 2879 nucleotides long. RefSeq lists its product as uncharacterized. The record is from RefSeq and is a predicted model, not a curated record. NCBI's taxonomy places the organism in Eukaryota, Metazoa, Mollusca, Gastropoda, Planorbidae. The coding region runs from base 82 to 2775 and encodes 897 amino acids. The transcript is spliced from 13 exons.
UUUUAAAUAACUUUAGCGUCAAAAUGGCGACUCACUAUUUAUUUCGAAUGCUACUAAAGAUCUAGAGCUAUUGUAGUGAACAUGGAAUAUCACGCUACUAAAUAUCAAAGAGCUAAAAAUCCAUUUGCAGAAAACCCAGUGCCAAAGCCUUUUUAUUAUCCUAGUCCAACUAAAGAUAUUGAUGAGCAUGAGGCAAUAUGUAGCCCAGGAUGGAGCAGAAGAAAGCCCCUUGAAGAGAAAUGUGUGAAAGACAACAUUCAGUUGUCAACAUCACCAUUGCCUCAUAUUCAAACAUUGAACAGUUAUGGACAUGAUCUGUCAUCAGUUGGAGACAGUCACUUAGAUGAAACUUGGCCAAAUAGUGAAAGAUCUUCAUCAUUUAGUGUGGUAAGAGAUGAUGAUGAUACAACAUUGAACUUAGAUUCUGCAGUUGCCAGCCAUCCACAGAGUAACAUCGCUGAUAUUGUGAAGAACUUGGAAAGUCUUGCCACUAAAUACAAAUCUGCCAAAGGAGGCAAGGAAGUGAAAGAUAAAGAGGCAUCUGAAUCGGUUUUGAAAAGAUAUAUUGAAAGAUUUAGAAAUUCAGAUCCCAAGCCAAGAGAGGAGAGAUUGAAGGAAAAUGAAAAAAAUAAACAAGAUUUCUGGUGGCUGGAAUCAUCUCCAGGUAGUGCUGCCAGUCAAAAUGACCCAGCUGAUGAUAGAAGACAUCCAAACUUAAGAAGAAUCAACCAAAAAGUUGUCCCUGAAGCCCAGACUAAACAACAGCUUACUAAAGAAGCUCUUUUUGCUGUGGAUGAGGAAACUCUGAAAUUACAGCAUAAAGCAGACAGACUGUUGUCUCAGAGUGCAUCAAGUAUAACAUCUGGUCCCAUUGUGAGCACAGCUGGAUUAGGAUCAUCAACUACUAGGAGUGAGCUUAGUUCUAUAAAUGAUGAACCACCAUUUAGACCUUUAUUUGUGAAAAAUGAAGUAAUCAGAAGGGAAAAUCCAUCAUUUACCUCAGCAGCUAGAGCAGGGUUAGAUUUUUAUUCAAACAAGCACCAGGCACCUGGCCUCCCUGCUGAUGAUAUACUGCUACGCUGGAGGCUAAGUAGAAAACUUGAUUCAUCCUAUAUGCAUCCAUCUACAGCUGCCACGGUACCUAAGAAUCUUGAUCCUCGCCUUGAAGAGUUUCGGAAAAAGUUGCUUUCCCAGAAGGCAUUGGUCACAAAGGAAGAUAUAUACUUUGAGAGACAACGAAUGGCAAUGUUACUAGAUGAUGAAGAUAUUACAAAGAAAAAGGCUCCUAAAACUCAGAAAGAUGUUCCAACACUUCAGUCUGAUCCAAUUUUGGAAAGAAUGAAUAAAAUCACCAAUAACAUAGAUUUAAUGAAGCCCCCCAUAAUGACCACGUUUCCAGUCUCAUCUGACAAUUCUCAGCCCAGACAUCAGGGUCACAACAUGAAUGGCAGUAAUGCUGAAACUAAAUUAGAUCAUGAACUCUCUUCAUCUGAGCAGCUGAAAAACAUUUCAGAAGGAAAUAAAAAUAAUACAGCUUCUUCAGGGGUGCAUUCACAAUUGUCUGUGCCACAAAUGGUCUAUGUUGAUAGCUCCGUUCAAGUUUCUAUAGACCACUUUGGAUCUCAAGUUGUUUGUGAUCCCAAAGAAAAGAAAUACUUGCUUCAUUCUGACUACAAGGUUUCUGGUGAGGGUGAUUCUAAAAAAAAUAGCCAUAAGAUAUCUACAGAAGUUUCCCACACAAUAUCUGGAGUCUCUCAACACAGCAACAAAUAUGCACAAGAAAAAAUGACAGAGUCAGGCGAUUCAAUAGAAGCUAGUAGUGGCCAAGUCUUGGAACAGAAUGGUCUUGUUAGUAGGGCAUCAUCUAACAAACAAUCCAGAAAAUCUGAAGUAAAUUAUCAUCAGUUUCUGGAAGCUGAGAAACCCAUAGAUGAUAAUAUUGAUCCUGAUGUCAGAAUAGAUAAGUCUCAUAAAAGACCCAGUUACCAAGAGAAUGUGUCUGUAUCAUCUUCCUCAGACCAUGAAGGAAAUGAGAGACUAAGAAAUAUCAUCAGUGGUAAAAGAUUGCGCAACACAAAGGGUAAAGACCAUGAUGAAGUGAUUAGCUCAGCAAGUAGUGAUGUUUCUGUCACCUCCAGCAUCAAAAGUAAUUCUGGUCAAAGAAAGGAAGUCAAACUCAGAUCUACCAACAAAAGUGAUAGUUUUGAGCAUUCUAAAGUAACUAAGCCUGAUAAGGAUAAGGAAAGAAAAUCAGAUCAUCUUACAGAGGAUCUGGUAGAAAAAGAGCAUAGCAAAAACCUUGGAUUUAAGAAAAGUAAAACAUCCAAAAGAAAUAAAGUAGCAGAGUCGUACCCUUCCAUUUUGAAACCGUCACAAUCAUCUGAAUCUAUCCCAGCAUUACAUUUAAAGCAUCCUGUAAAUUCAGCCAUUGGCCAGACUAUCAGAGAGCAGAUGUUUGAGGGGCACUCACUUUUCUCAAGUGUGGACAGCUGGGCAUCAAUGUUUCCUCAGUCCCCUGGGCCAGUACAUUCCCUCCUUGAUUCUCACCAAACUCCAUCACCCUCUCCCAGGCUUGAGCAGACUUCAGAGCACAAGCAGCUUCAAAGUACACCAAUAGACAGGCCUUCAAAUGAUUUAGCUGGUGCAAACGAAGGUGAUGACUAUCAAUCUGAUGGAGAGUUUAGUGAUGAUCCCCUCUUGAUGAUAUUACGAGAACAGAAAAAUAAUUUUUUGAAGCUGUUGCAAAUGGUAGAAUUCAAACUUCAAGAAACAUAACUUGAAAACUGUCAAGUGCCUUUUAAAUUAGUGAUAUAUUAAAUUAUUUAUUAUUUUGGAAAAUGUUUUUUUUUUGUUAAUAAAAGUUAAAAUUAUUCUUUAAA